CAGCAUUGGACAGCAACAGGAUUAGAAACAACUCAGACAGAAACCUGCAUUCCGGCUUCCUGGGCGGCAGUUCUUCAGGAAACCUCACUCCCCCAGAGAGGACACCAUGAUCCUCCUAAAGCUCUCUUCCUUCCUGGCUUUCUUUGCCUUGGUUGUGUGCCAGAUGGACAGCCUCCAGGCUGCUCCAUUCAGGCCUGGUUUUGAAUCUGUCAUGCCAGACCAUGUGGCUCUCAGCGACGAGGAGGCUCGGCACCUGCUGAAUGCUUUGGUGAAGGAGUUUGUGCAGAUGAAAGCCGAUGAGUUGGAUCAGGUGACUGAGGACAACAGCCUGGACAGACCUAGAGCUAAGCGGUGCAGUAAUCUGAGUACCUGUUUGCUGGGCAAGCUCUCGCAGGAACUGCACAGGCUGCACACUUACACGCGCACUGACGUCGGGGCGCGAACACCUGGCAAGAAACGCGAUGUGCUGAACGACCUGGAGAAUGACCGUUACGCGAGCUCUGAGGAUGUCCUGGGGAGCAACUAAACUCGCUUGGCUUUCUAUUUCCCGUCGUCUCUUCCUAACUUCCUUUCUCAUUUCCUUCCUUCUUUCCUGUCUUUAUUGCAUGCAGUUUUUCUGAAACUAUAAUUUCUGAAUUGGCUGUGUUAAUUAGAUACAAUGCUGACAGAGAAUGUUUGAGACAAAAGUGAGGAGGGCACAGAAAAGUCCCACCAAGGGGGAAAAACCCCACCAUUCAGACUUUUAGUUAAUGAGUGAAUCGAUCUGAAAGGGUACAACUCGUCUGGGACCUUUCAUUCUACAACUCUGCCUUUGGUUUCAGGUUGUAUCGAUGGACACAGCUUCCAUGCUUAGAUGUGUUGAAUAAACCAAUUUUUUAAAGGC
Molecule: messenger RNA, 883 nt
Organism: Sarcophilus harrisii (Tasmanian devil)
Lineage: Eukaryota; Metazoa; Chordata; Mammalia; Dasyuromorphia; Dasyuridae
Gene: CALCB
Product: calcitonin related polypeptide beta
Exons: 4
Coding region: 107-526 (139 amino acids)
Cellular component (GO): extracellular region
Molecular function (GO): hormone activity; calcitonin receptor binding
Source: RefSeq, a predicted model, not a curated record